Lasiodiplodia theobromae is the source of this 1092-nucleotide messenger RNA. Its product is annotated as C4-dicarboxylate transporter malic acid transport protein. The record is from RefSeq and is a predicted model, not a curated record. The transcript has 2 exons. Gene Ontology annotation, cellular component: membrane. Lineage: Eukaryota; Fungi; Ascomycota; Dothideomycetes; Botryosphaeriales; Botryosphaeriaceae. Bases 1 to 1092 code for a protein of 363 amino acids. Gene Ontology annotation, molecular function: malate transmembrane transporter activity. Gene Ontology annotation, biological process: malate transmembrane transport.
AUGGCCGUACUAUUGGCUCAACAGCCCUUCAAAUUUGACGGCCUCUUCACCGUCGGAAAGAUCUUCUUCAUUUUAGAUCUGGUGCUGUUCGUCUCAUUCAGUGUGUGCAUAGCGAUGCGUUUCGCGAUGAAGCCAGGCUCCCUGGGGCUUUCUCUGCACCAUCCGCGGGAAUCAUUCUUCUUCGGGACAUUCUGGGUCUCCAUCGCAUUCAUCAUCUACAACAUCCAGCUCUACGGCACUCCGUACUGCGGCUUCUGGCUGGUCAAGACGCUCGAGGUUCUCUUUUGGGGAUACGCCGGGUGCGCGCUGCUGGUGGUGAUAUUCCAAUACCACGUCAUCUUCGACACGCGGAGCCUGCCGGUGGCCGACGCGAUGCCGGCGUGGCUACUGCCUGCGUAUCCGUUUUUAGUGCUUGGCCCGUUGGGGGCGGGGCUGGAGUACUCGCAGCCACCGGACAGCGGGCUGCCCAUCCUGAUCGGCGGGCUCAUGUUCGAAGGGUUCGGGUGGAGCAUCGCCUUCAUGAUGUACACGCUGUACUUCACGCGGCUGAUCAACAGCGACAUCCCGACGGAGAAGGAGCGGCCGGGUAUGUACGUUGCGGUUGGGCCGGCGGCGUACACGUCGAAUACGUUCGUGGCUGUCGGCUCGAUAGCGCCGAAGAUCCUGCCUCCGGACUUCCUGGGCGUCCAGGGUACGUCGGCGGCUCAGGUGUGGAGGGCUGUGGGCCUGCCGGCCGGGGUGUUCCUAUGGCUGCUCGGGUUCUGGUUCUUCGCGCUGGCUAGCAUCUCGAACGUCUUGGGGUGGAAGAAGAUGAGAUUCACACUGAGUUACUGGAGCUUCAUCUUCCCGCAGGCAGGGUUGACCAUUGCGGCGGUCCAGAUUGGAAACGCGCUAAACAGUGACGGAAUCAAGGGGGUUACGAGUGCAAUGACAAUCCUGCUGGUGGUUGCAUGGUUGCUCGUGGCAGCAGCGACGAUGGGUGCAGUUCGGAAGAAAGAAGUGCUGUGGCCAGGGGUUGACGAGGACGAGGAGGACGUCGAGGGAAGAACGCGGUCGGCGGACGAGGAACUGGGAAAGAGGCGCAGGGACUGA